Molecule: messenger RNA, 2381 nt
Organism: Bactrocera latifrons
Lineage: Eukaryota; Metazoa; Arthropoda; Insecta; Diptera; Tephritidae
Gene: Cep89
Product: protein Cep89 homolog
Exons: 2
Coding region: 45-1616 (523 amino acids)
Biological process (GO): mitochondrion organization; cilium assembly; chemical synaptic transmission
Cellular component (GO): ciliary transition fiber; centriole
Source: RefSeq, a predicted model, not a curated record
UCAGUGAAGUCAAUUUAAUGUACUAGAAAAAUCUUUUAAUAAAUAUGAAUUCGGUACGAAACGAAAUUCAACGCAAACAUUUAAUCGUUACGGAUCUGGAUCUCUCUGACUGCCAGCAAAUGCAAGAAAUAAAAAGCUGUCAUGAUUCAAAUCACAAAGUUCACAAAAAACAUUACUCGGAAAAACAGGUGCACACCUUUUCGGGCAACUUUAAUCGCCGUUCUCGAUCUGCUGAAAAUUGUUCUGAGGAACAUGAACCCAGUAUUAAACAAAGUAUCCGCAUUAACAGUUACUUCAAUGAAGUGUUGCAAUCCAAAGACAAACAAAUGGAAAAAUUGUUGCAACGUUUAGCCACCUUACAUAAAUUUAAUGAACAAUUUGACGUACAAAACAAAGAGCUUCGUUCGCACAUACAUACCCUGGAGGAUCGUAUAGAGAGCUUGCAGUUCGAAGUUGCAAAUUGUAGUCAUUGUCAGGAACUAAUGCAACAACGAGAUAAAUGUUUGACUGAAAAUCAGACAUUAGCGUCUGAUGUAUCAAUGAUGAAGACUCUUGUAUAUCGCCUUAAUGUACAAAUUGAAAAUUAUCAAGAUCGUUUGCGCCUUUCUAAAGAUGUUACAAAUAACACAAGUUCGGAUGAUGUUGUUCCACAUUCGUCUUCUAAAUCAACGUGGGAAGAGAGUGAUGUACAAACACAUUCACUUGCGCCGUUGCUACAUUCGUAUGAUGAAAUGAUUCGGGAUAAAGAACACUUAAUACAACAAUAUAAACAGGAAUUUGAACAUUUCACAGGGGAACUGAAAAAGGCACUAGAAGAAAAUAAUAGUCUAUUGCUACAAAACGAAAGCUUUCGUCGAGAGGUUAGUUCUUGGCGGGAAGAACGUACCCGAUUGCAGGCACAAAUCGAUGUCUGCCGCGCAAAAGUUGAAGCUCAAACAAGAAAAUCAGACUUGGCCAAAGAAAAACUAAUGGAAGUAAUGCAUUGUUAUGAGCAAAAAAUUCAAUCCCUGGUUUUAGAUCUGGAACAUUUACAAGCGGCUUAUACACGCUGCAAGAACGAGCUAUUGGCGCUCAAAAGUCUCAAGCCGAAUGCCACUGAUGGCAUGGAGCACGAUUUACAAGAGUGUAAAGCACUUUUAGAACAGUUGAAAGAGCAGUACAAGGACGAGAAACAUAUGCUCGUGAAAUCUAUUGAAGAACUUCAAUCGCAACAUGUGGAAGAUAAUAGGAAAAUUUCUGAAAUGAGAAUAAAAAAUGAAGCGUUAGAGAAGAGACUGGAAGAACAGCGCACUUCAAUAGAAGAGUUUCAAAAUAGUGUAGUUUCUUUUCAGCGAACUACCGAAAAAAUCAAGCGCUCUAGAGAUCGGUUGAAGGCACGGUUGCGAAUUGCUUUGCAAUGGAAUCAUAAAAUGGAGGAAGGACAAGUAAAUAUACAAAGUACAUGGGAUGCUCUAAAACGUCUUGAAACCAUUGUGAAGCAUAAAGAGUCACAAGUACGUGGCCUGCAUGCCCGUCAUCUGCAAGAGAUCGAAAAAAUGCAAAAGAAACUAUUUCAAAAAGAGGAGACUAUACGAACUAUACUUAAAGGAAAACUUUUAAUCGGCGAAAAUCGGUAGAUAAUAGAUGAUAGAUAGUUAUUGCAAGCGAAUAGAUAUAUAGACAUCGACAAAUUUACUCAAACGAUAUUUAAAAAUUUUAUUCAAGAUAAUUAAGCUUAUAAUAAAAUUUUCACUACAUAAAUAUAUUACGUAUGUGCAAAAGAUAUACAAGUAAUGAAUGUUUGCUCAAUGAAAACGAAGAGACUGAAUACGAGGCAGUCAGAGGCUAGUGUAAUUUUAAGGUUUAUACUCUCGUAACAUGCUGCAACAAAGGUAUAUUAGUUUUGUACAAAUAACUAUUGUUAUACACUAUAUACAUACAUAAUUGAUUAAAUAUUCAAAUACCCAAGUGGCUUUAUCUAAUGCAACGAAUUUCGAUCAUCUGUUAAACGUUUUGCACAUCAUCUGCACACAUACUAUACAUUAAAUAUAUCUUCGAUAGAAUUAUGGCGGAUACAUCACCUUGUGUCUUAUUGUGGAGCUUAAACGUACAGACGGACAGACCGACAGUCACUCGGACUUCAACUCGUUUCGCCAUCCUGUUCAUUUAUAUAUAACUCGAUAUCUCUCUGGAAUAGUUUUAUAUGAUACAAACAACAAGGUGAACAAAACUGUUAUAUCGUGUAGCAACAUUUCUUAAGAGUAUAAAAAUAACUCCCAUCAGUAUAUGUAUUCUGAUGGAAUGAAGCCUUAAUACCUUUCACAUCACAGCUGCAUUUCCCCUAGCAACUUAUAUAUGUAUAUGUAUACUAACAUAAAAACUAAAUCUGAAACCGUAACCGG